This is a messenger RNA of Schistosoma rodhaini, 567 nucleotides long. Lineage: Eukaryota; Metazoa; Platyhelminthes; Trematoda; Strigeidida; Schistosomatidae. The record is from the annotation of a GenBank genome assembly.
AUGUCGCGUCAGUUAACUUUUGUAACUGGUAAUCCAAACAAAUUAACUGAAUUCCUUAAAAUUAUUGGUGAGGAAUUUGCCGGAAAAGUAAAAACAGUUGAUUUAGAUUUACCUGAAGUUCAAGGUAGUAUCGAAGAUGUUAGUAUACAAAAAUGUUUAUCUGCUUUUAAAAUAAUCAAUGGACCUGUAUUAAUCGAAGAUACAGGACUUUGCUUUAAAGCACUGAAUGGAAUGCCUGGACCGUUUAUUAAAUGGUUUUUAAAAGCGGUCGGUCCUGAUGGACUACCUCGUAUGUUGACUGACUUCAAUGAUUAUCGUGCAGAUGCUGUAUGCACUUUUGCCUAUUGUGAUAGCCUCGAUAAACCAGUACAACUAUUCACUGGUAUCACACCAGGUUGUAUUGUUUCACCUCGUGGACCACGUGAUUUUGGAUGGGAUUGUAUAUUUCAACCAGAUAACUUUAAACAAACUUAUGCUGAAAUGGAUAAAUCUAUCAAAAAUUCCAUAUCACAUCGAUCUAAAGCGUUAGAAAAAGUGAAGUCUUUUUUGCUGAAUCAUGAAUUUUAA